AAUGCGUUGCUACAGGGGGGCAAACGUUGGUUCAGUAAGUUCAGGACCCCCCUUUUUCCCCGAAAGACGUUAACAGACUGCGUGGGGAAACGUUCGCGAGCAACUGUGAAGGCCGGGACUGUGCCACAACGAGGGGUGAUUGAGCAGGCAAAAACGCGACGUGGCAUCAUUGACUCGAGCAUGGAUGUCAAGCGUAAGACGGUGGGUGGGGGGCCGCUGACAUCCUCCCAGGGCGCCAUGGGGGGCAAGCGUGCCCGCUCAGAUUGGGACGAUGACUGCCCCACGAACUUCGAGGAGGAGCUCGCCUUCAUGGACGACCUGGAGGCGGAGAUGGCGCUGGAGGAACGCGAGGAAGAGACGGCGUCGGCCGCGGCCGCUGUGCCCGUCGGAAAGCUGCUGUCAUCGUCUGUUUUUAACAACAAGUGGCUGCGUCCAUCGUUACCCAAAAUUGAUCAGAAAAAAGAGUCGCUUGUGUUCCAGCAAAUCGAGCUCGAUCACUACAUCGGCUUCCAUGUGUCGGGGAUGCCAGGAGCCACCCAGGGCUCCGUGCCAGUGGUUCGCAUGUUUGGCAUCACCAACAAGGGCAACAGCUUGUGCUGCCACGUUCACGGCUUUGCGCCCUACUUCUAUGUAGCUGCCCAGACCGGGUUUAAGUCGGAGCACUUGGUCAGCUUUAAGAGAGAGCUUAACAACGCGGUGAUUAAGGACAUGCGGUCUAACAAGGACAACUUGAGCCAUGCGGUGCUGGCUGUUGACAUUUGCGUCAAGGAGAGUAUAUAUGGCUUCCACGGGAAUCAGAAGAGCAACUUCCUGAAGGUGACGGUGGCUCUGCCUCGUCUCGUUGCGGCCGCCAAGCGGCUGCUCACGCAGGGCUUUCGCUUCGACUCGUUCCCCGAGCACUGCUACCUGUCCUUUGAGGCCAACAUUGACUUCGAGAUUAGGUUUAUGGUGGACCAUAAAGUAGUGGGGUGUAACUGGAUCGAGAUUCCAGCUGGGAAGUACCGACUGCGCGAGGAGUCGGCCUCUGGGGAUCUGCCUGGCAAGAUGUCCCUUGUUCAGCUGGAGGUGGACGUAGCGGUGACGGAUUUUGUGAGCCACCCGACCGACGGGGAGUGGCAGGCGAUCGCGCCGCUGCGUGUGCUCAGCUUCGACAUCGAGUGCGCGGGGAGGAAAGGUAUCUUCCCGGAGCCGGAGAAGGACCCGGUGAUUCAGAUCUCCAACAUGGUCUUACGUCAGGGGGAGCGCGAUCCCUUUGUGCGGAACGUGUUCACGCUCAACACGUGUGCCCCCAUCGUGGGGUGCGAUGUGCACAGUUUCACUCACGAGGGCGAACUGCUGAAGGCAUGGGCCGAGUUCGUCCGCAUCGUUGACCCGGACAUCAUCACCGGCUACAACAUCCAGAACUUUGAUUUGCCCUACCUGCUCAACAGGGCCAGCACGCUGCGGGUGUCAACGUUCUCUUUCCUGGGCCGAAUUACUUCGAUGCGCUCCAUCAUCAAGGAGUCGUCCUUCCAGUCGAAGCAGAUGGGGCGAAGGGACAACAAGGUCAUCAACUUGGAGGGCCGUGUAACCUUUGACCUCCUACAGGUGCUGCUGCGAGACUACAAGCUGCGCUCGUACACUCUCAACGCGGUCAGCUUCCACUUCCUGCAGGAGCAGAAGGAGGACGUGCAGCACUCCAUCAUCACCGAUUUGCAGAAUGGCAACGAGCAGACGCGCCGCCGGCUGGCCGUGUACUGCCUGAAGGAUGCGUUUCUGCCGCUGCGGCUUCUGGAGAAACUCAUGUGCGUCAUCAACUACAUGGAGAUGGCGCGCGUGACGGGCGUACCGCUCAGCUACCUGCUGACCCGAGGGCAGCAGAUCAAGGUCGUGUCGCAGCUGCUCAGACAGGCAAUGAAGCAGGACCUGUUGUUACCCGUCGUGAAACCGGAGGGGAACGAAGAUUAUGCAGGAGCCACGGUCAUUGAACCGAUCAAAGGAUACUACACGGUGCCCAUCGCCACGCUGGACUUCUCGUCGCUGUACCCAUCCAUCAUGAUGGCUCACAACCUGUGCUACACCACGCUGCUGCAGAAAGGCGUUGUCGAGAGUCUGGGGCUGUCGGCCGAGGACUUCAUAAAGACCCCGUCUGGAGACCAAUUUGUGAAGAGCUCUGUGCGCAAGGGGCUCCUGCCAGAAAUCCUGGAGAAUCUUCUGUCUGCCCGAAAGAAGGCCAAGCAGGAGCUGAAGAACGAGACGGAUCCAUUCAAGCAGAAGGUUCUGGACGGCCGACAGCUGGCACUGAAAAUCAGUGCCAACUCGGUGUACGGCUUCACCGGUGCCCAAGUGGGCAAGCUGCCCUGUCUGGAGAUCUCACAGAGCGUCACAGGUUUCGGUCGUCAGAUGAUCGAGACGACCAAGAACUUGGUGGAAUCGCGCUACACGACCGAAAAUGGACAAAAGGCCGACGCCAAGGUGAUAUACGGCGACACGGACUCGGUGAUGGUGAAGUUCAGCGUGAAGACGGUGGCCGAGGGCAUGGAGAUGGGCCGUGAGGCAGCUGCCUGGGUCUCCAGCCACUUCAUUCCACCCAUCAAGCUGGAGUUCGAGAAGGUGUACUACCCGUACCUGCUGAUCAACAAGAAGCGCUACGCAGGCCUCUACUUCUCCUCCAGCUCGGAGACGCACGACAAGAUGGACUGCAAGGGCAUCGAGACGGUGCGCAGAGACAACUCCCCGCUCGUCGCAAACCUCAUCAACACCUGCUUGCAGAAGAUCCUCAUCGACAGGGACCCGGACGGUGCGGUGGAUCACGCCAAGGACACCAUCUCGGACCUGCUGUGCAACCGCAUCGACAUCUCGCAGCUCGUGAUCACCAAGGAGCUGACGCGCACGGCGGACGAGUACGCGGGGAAGCAGGCGCACGUGGAGCUCGCAGAGAGAAUGAGGAAACGCGAUCCCGGCAGUGCCCCCAACCUGGGAGACCGCGUUCCUUAUGUUAUUGUCAAGGCGACUAAAGGGGUCGCGGCGUACAUGAAGUCAGAGGACCCGAUCUACGUGCUGGAGAACAACAUCCCCAUCGACACGCAGUACUACCUGGAGCAGCAGCUCGCCAAGCCCCUGCUGCGAAUAUUCGAGCCCAUCCUCGGGGAGAACAAGGCGGAGAGCAUCCUGCUGAAGGGCGAGCACACGCGCUGCAAGACGGUGCUCACGUCCAAGGUGGGAGGCCUCAUGGCGUUCGCCAAGAAACGCUCCACCUGCAUCGGCUGCAAGGCUGUGCUGAAGAACGACGGGGCUGUGUGCGACUACUGCAAGAAACAGGAAUCGGAACUCUACCAGAAGGAGGUUUUACACUUGAAUGCCAUGGAGGAGAAGUUUUCUCGGUUGUGGACGCAGUGCCAGCGGUGUCAGGGCAGCCUCCAUGAGGAUGUUCUAUGUACAAGCCGAGACUGCCCUAUCUUCUACAUGCGCAAGAAAGUUCAGAAGGACCUGGACGACCAGCACAAAGUGGUGACCAGGUUUGGGGAAUGCACGUGGUGAGACUUCACGAAGUCUUCAAAACCCCUCGGCGCGUCGUUCUCCAGAAAACCGCUGCCGGGACAAUUGUUGCUUUUCUUCAAUAACGAAUGAUAUCGGGACUUGUGAAGAGGCAAGUGAAUGUUACCCGUUUGAGGACAGAGACAGAGACAGAGCCACGCCUGUUGUGUGUUGUACGCACGACCCGUUCGGCAUUAUAGGUUAUUCAAUUCAUCAAAAUACACCGAAUACGUUUUUUUCCCCUACAUUUCCACGGUCUCUUCUGAGAUGUCUGUGGCCAGCAUGAGUAGGAUGUGGGCAAACACUACUCCCUCGAGUUGGGCUUCUCGCUAAGAUCUCUCUCUCUCUCUGGAGCUCUCCUUAGUUGCAGUCUCUUCUGCCACCAGUGGCAUAAGGACGCAAAUGCUGUAGGGCUCACCUUUACCCUCUCGGGUCUUUUUUACUACCUUAUAUCAUGGGCCAUGAAACGGACAAGACACUAUUGUGUCACCACACUGAAUGGGCACCUUACCAGUAGAAAGCUACCAUUGAAAGCUCAUAGUGUUUUAGAUGACAUAUUGCCCUCAACUGGAGGCUGUACUAUACUUGUGUGUGUGUGUGGGUUUGUAUUUUUUACACUUUAGAGCAGCGUUUUUUGUAAAAUUUAAAAGUGCCAGUGUGAACUUAAAGCAAAGUGUUCCCCUCCUGUGUGUGUGUGCAUUUGUGAUGCUUAAGGAACACGCGUGAGCAUUUGCAUGUGCUCUUUUUACACCGGUUCUUUUGCGCAUUUGAGGUUUUUGUUGAAUAAAGAUGCCAUUUGUA
This is a messenger RNA of Lethenteron reissneri (Far Eastern brook lamprey), 4317 nucleotides long. It is a transcript of the gene POLD1, whose product is annotated as DNA polymerase delta 1, catalytic subunit. Gene Ontology annotation, cellular component: delta DNA polymerase complex. The record is from RefSeq and is a predicted model, not a curated record. Gene Ontology annotation, biological process: nucleotide-excision repair, DNA gap filling; DNA-templated DNA replication; base-excision repair, gap-filling. Gene Ontology annotation, molecular function: 3'-5'-DNA exonuclease activity; nucleotide binding; DNA binding. Lineage: Eukaryota; Metazoa; Chordata; Hyperoartia; Petromyzontiformes; Petromyzontidae.